AUGGGGUCCCCAACAGGAGAGGAUCCAAUGAGGGUCCCUAUGUCAAACGAUUCGGGUGUAUGUACAGAUGUUGUGCCUGAUAAGCAACAAGCAUCAUCAUCUUCUUCCUCUCCCUCAACUGGAUCAGCAGCAGCAGCAGCAUCAGCAGCAGAGGAUUCCUCCUUAUCAGCAAGAACAUCAGCAGCAGCAGCAGAAGUAGCAGCAACAGAAGCAGCAGAAGCAGCAGCAGCAGCAGCAGGAGAAAAAGAGGAAUGGGAAAUAGAAGUAAAUAAAGAAUUAUUUGUAUCACCGCGAAUUCCUCUUAGAGAAUUAAUUCAUGAAUUUAUUGAGGGGAGUAACGCGAGUAAGAAGAUUCAUUUCCUUAUACAAAAAGGUAAUCAAAAUAAUGAUCACAACCAGCAGCAUCAGGACAAUAACAACAACAACAACCAUCACCAGCAGCAGCAAGUGCAGCAAAUGCAGCAGCAGCAGCAGCAGCAGCAGCAGCAGCAGCAGCAGGAAGCAAUGAUAAGAAAAAUAAGAAGAGAUGGUUGCUGUUUUUAUCGUUCAUUUUUUUUUGGAAUUUUCGAAUUUUUUUUUUUCAACAAAAAAAAAAUUCAAAAUUUUAUUCAAAAAAUUCAACAAAUUAUUUUACCAAAGAUGGAGAGGACAGGGUACCCCAAGGAAUCUACAGAGGAGUUCGUUGAUGAGGUAUUUGCUGCAUUAGAGAAGAUAUCUUCUCCUGAUUCAACUUUACCCAAGGUAUUUGCUGCAUUAGAGAAGAUAUCUUCUCCUGAUUCAACUUUAUCUGAUUUAGAGGAAAUAUUUAAUGAUCCAUCUACAUCUAAUUAUCUUGUUGUAUUUGCUAGACUAGCUACAGCGAGUGAAUUAAAGAGCGAAGAAGAUCAUUAUUUACCAUUUAUGGAGGAAGGAGAAACCCUAAUUUCUUUUAUAAAAAAAGAAGUUGAGCCUAUGUUUGUUGCUGCUAAUGAGCCACAAAUCUUUGCCUUAUCUAGUGCAUUAGGGUUUACAUGCGAGGUUUAUUAUGUUGAUCAAUCUAAUCAUACACAACCAGGGCCGGCUAGCUAG
Messenger RNA from Eimeria maxima, 1068 nucleotides. Its product is annotated as ubiquitin thiolesterase protein, putative. Bases 1 to 1068 code for a protein of 355 amino acids. Gene Ontology annotation, biological process: protein K48-linked deubiquitination. Gene Ontology annotation, cellular component: nucleus. The record is from RefSeq and is a predicted model, not a curated record. NCBI's taxonomy places the organism in Eukaryota, Apicomplexa, Conoidasida, Eucoccidiorida, Eimeriidae. Gene Ontology annotation, molecular function: cysteine-type deubiquitinase activity; ubiquitin binding. The transcript is spliced from 6 exons.